This is a messenger RNA of Penaeus vannamei (Pacific white shrimp), 2557 nucleotides long. RefSeq names its product DNA damage inducible 1 homolog rngo (gene rngo). The record is from RefSeq and is a predicted model, not a curated record. Gene Ontology annotation, molecular function: aspartic-type endopeptidase activity; protein binding. Lineage: Eukaryota; Metazoa; Arthropoda; Malacostraca; Decapoda; Penaeidae. Gene Ontology annotation, biological process: proteolysis.
UCGCCGACCUCAGUGUCGAGGACCGAGGGAGAGAGUGAGGAACUUGCUCGUCUUUGUCCUCUCUCGCGAGCAACACGAAGCGUCUUUUGGUCCACCAUGAGGAUUUCUGUGACGACUGAGAAUGAGAUUUACCCCCUGGAGGUGGCUCAGGAUUUGGAGCUGGAGAAUUUCAAAGCCUUGUGUGAGAUGGAGGUAGGAAUUCCAGCUGGAGAAAUGAUGGUUGUUUUCAAUGCACAACCACUCACCGAUGAUAAGAAGACUCUCAAAGACUAUGGUGUAAAAGAUGGAGAACUCAUUAUGGUGAUUCGUGGCACUACACUGCUGAGGCGGGCGGCAGAGCAUAUGCAGCAGCAGCGACAACCACAAGGAGGGCAGAGGCAGCAAAACCAAGGGCCUGUUCCAAUGGAGAUCAGCCAGUUCGACUUCAGCAGAAUUGAGCUCCCCAGGUCACGGCAGACUAGCACCUCCUCUGCAACCUAUAAUGACUCCCAGGGUGGAGGUCAGGGCCAGGGUCAAGAACAGGGCCAAGGUCAAGUAGCAGGUCAGGAAGGUGUGGAGGAGAACCUGGGUGAUGAUGGGGACUUGGGCCUGGGCGCCGCAGGAAGUGGCCAGGAUGACCCAGCCGUCAUCCGCGAUAUGCUGCUGGCCAACCCUGAGCAGCUGGCCCUCCUGCGCCAUAAUAAUCCCAGGCUUGCAGAAGCUCUCACAAGUGGAGACUUAGACAAGUUUGCUUCUGUGCUCCGUGAACAACAAGAGAUGCGAAGAGAUCGUGAAAGACAGAGAAUUCGAUUGCUUACUGCAGAUCCAUUUGAUAUGGAAGCUCAGAGGCUCAUUGCAAAUGAAAUUCAGCAAGAGAACAUCAAUGCCAACAUGGAAGCAGCAAUGGAGUAUAACCCAGAGAGCUUUGGCACCGUUCAUAUGCUCUACAUCAACUGCAAGGUUAAUGGGCAUGAUGUGAAGGCUUUCAUUGACUCAGGUGCACAAACCACUAUCAUGUCUCAGGCAUGUGCAGAGAGAUGCAACAUAAUGAGGUUGGUGGACACCAGAUGGGCUGGCAUAGCAAAAGGUGUUGGAACUCAGAAGAUUAUUGGCCGUGUCCACAUGGGCCAGAUACAGAUAGAAAAUGACUUCCUUGCAUCCUCAUUUAGUAUACUGGAAGAACAGCCAAUGGACAUGCUUUUAGGGCUGGAUAUGUUAAAAAGACAUCAGAUGUGCAUUGACUUGAAAAACAAUAAACUGCACAUUGGGACUACGGGCACAGCUACAACCUUCCUAAGUGAAAGUGAACUACCAGACUGUGCCCGUCUGACUUCUCUUUCGGAGGAGGAGGCUCGUCGCCAAUCAGAAAAGGCAGCCAAAGAGUCAGAGGACCGUGCAUUGGCCGAAGCUCUGGCCGCUAGUUCCAAGGAAGGUAACUCAGGUGGCGCAAGUGGUUCUUCUGCAUCUGGGGCUACACAACAUGCAGCAGAGCAACAGCAGUCUUCCAGCCCCCCCAGUGAUGCAGCAGCCCCUGCCACAGCCCCUGCUGCAGCCCCUGCCGCAGUUCCAGAAGCUACAGCUCAACAAGACAACUUCUCCGAGUCAGAUAUUCAAGAAAUUAUGCAAAUUGGGUUCACUAGAGUUCAGGCAGUUGAAGAACUUAGACGACAAAAUGGGAAUAAGACCCAAGCAAUAGCUGCACUUUUUGCAAAGUCAUUCAAAAUGUAGUUCCUUAUUUUUUUUAGAUAUGAGUUACAUGUUUAGCAAUACUAUUUCAAAAGUUAUGGUUCUUAUUUUGCAAUAUAUUAUAGAUGGUCAAUAUUUCUGGUAAGGGUUUAGAGUUUCUUGGAUAUUGUGAAGUGAAUAUAGACAUGGCUCGUAUUGAGCCUUUUAUCAAAUGUGUAAUAUGUUUGAAGACUGAGGUUGACUUCGUGUAUAGGGAGGUUAAUGCUAGACAAGGAAACCGUCAUUAAUGGUUUGCUUUUAUACCUUAAGAUUGGUCAGGUCGAAGGGGCCUUUCUGAGUGAGCUUGGACUGCAUUAUCUCACCUUUCUGUCGUUCGAUUAUUGUGGAUAUCAGUCGGCCGGGAUAGAAUUAUGUACCUAACUUAUUUCUUUAUACUGUUUUAGUCAUUUGCAUACUUUGUUACCAUGGCUGGUUUUUACAGUGUAUCAAAAUGCUGAAUGAAAAAUUGCAUUUAUGUGCAUUCUGUAGUUAGUCUUUGUUUCUGGUUUUAGAGACCUAAUGGAUGUUCCGCAGAGAUAAGGUGUGUCCUUUGUUUGGCUUCGUUGAAGUAAUUGUUCUAAAUGCCUGAUUAUGAGAACAACAUAUCAGAGGUUGCAUUUAAAGUAGGGUUUCUUUAGAACAAGGAGAUUUGUGGUUUUCUCUUUUUUCCCCGAAAUUUGAUCAGAUACAUUUGUGUUGAACGGAGAGAUACAGAUGUGACUCAGCUUGGCUUUAAUCAGGAAAAGUUGUCAGAUGAAGUACAAGAGACAUAGAAAUUCCAGUGCUAUGUUUGUUACAGGUGACUCAGUCGUGAGGUGCAAGACUUUUAAGAAUCAUACAUGCUCUAAUUUUG